Clonostachys byssicola is the source of this 183-nucleotide messenger RNA. NCBI's taxonomy places the organism in Eukaryota, Fungi, Ascomycota, Sordariomycetes, Hypocreales, Bionectriaceae. The record is from the annotation of a GenBank genome assembly.
AUGUUGUGGAUUGUGUUGCUGAUCUCGGAGCAGGACACGACGGACAUGUACUCAAACGUUGUUCUUCGCAUUGGCGAGGUCAUCAAAUAUAAGUACGACCUGUAUGUAAAUGAGUUCUCGAAGCGAUUCGAAGUCAUCGCCAGUGAAGAGCCCGACCGUGAGAGCUUCAUUAAGGCACUCUGA